Ylistrum balloti is the source of this 458-nucleotide messenger RNA. RefSeq lists its product as uncharacterized. Lineage: Eukaryota; Metazoa; Mollusca; Bivalvia; Pectinida; Pectinidae. The record is from RefSeq and is a predicted model, not a curated record. Gene Ontology annotation, cellular component: mitochondrion. The coding region runs from base 2 to 319 and encodes 105 amino acids. The transcript has 3 exons.
GAUGGCUACCCUUACAAGAAGACUUGUCUCCAGACAUACGAUACAGAUCCCAUCAGUUUUCUGGAGAAAUAUAGGAACAUCAUCCACUUCACAGACACCAAACACCCCUAGUGAUCCAUCUCCACCAGGAGCUGCCUCCUCACCGUCAUCAGCAGUAAAAGGUCCUGAGCCCAUCCUUGAUCAGACUGACAAUACAAAGUACCAAGCAGAACAAGUACACCAUUAUCAUGAAAUGUCUUUCUAUGAUAUUGAGGGUGAAAUGGAUAAACUCCGCCUCAAACAACCAUCAAACAAAGUCAAAUUUGAGCCCAGUGUAUGAUACUAUGAAAACAAAUGGACACAGUCGGAAGAAAUGUGUGCUUCUUAAUGUUAAAUUUUAUGUGAUCAAGAACUUAAGAGUAUUUCUUAUGUGAAUGCACUCUGCUGUUACUGUAUAUAAUAAAGUGGUUAGAAUUGUG